This is a messenger RNA of Vigna umbellata (rice bean), 1440 nucleotides long. Lineage: Eukaryota; Viridiplantae; Streptophyta; Magnoliopsida; Fabales; Fabaceae. The record is from RefSeq and is a predicted model, not a curated record.
AUGAAAGAUAAUCGUACUGGAGAAGGUUCUGGGCAAGGAAGACGUACUCUUGCAGAUUAUAAUACUUUCUCAAGACCUCUACACUUCAAUAGUAUUGCAAGAUCAGUGGUGAAUGCUGCUAACAUGGAGAUGAAGCCAGCUCUUAUUCAUCUGGUGCAGAACAAUCAGUUUCAUGGAUUAUCCCACGAGAAUCCAUACACUCACUUGGCUACUUUCAUGGAGAUCUGUAAUACAGUGAGGAUUCACCAGGUUCCAGAUGAAGCAAUCCGACUCAGCUUAUUUCCAUUCUCAUUGGCUGGUAAUGCAAAAAUGUGGCUGAAUUCCUUUCUAGAGAAUAGUCUGACAAUCUGGGAUAAUGUAGUUGCUAAAUUUCUGAAUAAGUUCUUCCCUCAGUCCAAAGUCAAUAAGGGAAAGCAGGAGAUCUCUUCUUUUCAACAAGAUGCUAAUGAAACUCUAGGUCAAGCAUGGGAAAGAUUCAAAGGCCUAUUGAGAAAAACCCCUACUCAUGGAUUUGAUGAGCCUACACUACUAAAUCUGUUUCUUGGAGGACUAAAAUCUCAAACAAAGUUAAUGUUAGAUGCAUCAGCUGGAGGUAAUAUCAGAUGGAAGACGCCUGAAGAAGCACAUGAACUGAUUGAAAACAUGGCAACAAAUGAUAAUGAAGAUCAGAGUGAAAGAGCUAAAUUUAAACAAAAAGGUGUUCUUCAACUUCAAUCUCAAGAUGCUUUACUAGCUCAGAACAAGAUUAUGACUCAGCAACUUGAGACAUUAAUGAAGAAGUUAUCUCAGCUAUUAAAGAACUGCAAAAUGUUUCUGAAUGUUUCUCAAGCACAACAGCAGAUGGUUCAAAGUUGUCAAUUGUGCGGAGGAGAUCAUAAUAAUGGUCAAUGUGUAGUGCAAAGCAGGUCUCAUGAAGAAGUACAUUAUAUGGGAAAUCAAGGUCUUCAGACGAAUUAUGAUCAACGUCAAAGUUUUAAUCAAGGAUGGAGACCUCAUCCGAGUAUGGGACAAGCUAUUCCAUUCAACAGACCACCUCCACAGAACUUUCAACAACAAACUUCUCUAACAGAAAGAACUUCAAAACUGGAAGAAACUCUUCAGCAGUUUAUGCAGGUAUCAAUUUCCAACCAUAAAAGUACAGAAGCCUCACUUAGGAAUUUGGAAAUUCAGGUGGGUCAAUUAGCUAAGAAGUUGGAAGAAAAACCAGAGAAGGAAUUUGGGGCAAACACCGAAGUAAAUCCAAAGGAAGACUGUAAAGUUAUUACUACAAGAUCUGGAAGAAUUCUGGAUGAAAGAGAGAAUGAGAAAAAAUUGAGUAAAGAAAAAGAUGAGAUGAGUAUCCACCCCACGGCUUGGAGAAGGAGGAGGGAGAACGAGCAAGACAACCUGGAGUGUCUGGAGCAACGUUCGUCUGCCUUGAGCAACGUAUGUCUGCUUUGA